UGGAAAGAGGAAACCCCCAACUGAAGGAUGACCUCAACCAUAGCCUGUGGCCAUGGCUAUGGGAAAUAGUCAUGAUUAGUGACUGCUGUGGAAGGGCCUGCCUACAUUGGGUGGCACCAUCCCCUAGUAGCUGAGCCUGAAACAAGCCAGUGAAUGAGCCACACUUCCAGACCAUGCUGAAGUCUAAAUUGAAUGUCCUAACACUCAAAAAGGAACCUAUACCAGCAGUCAUCUUCCAUGAGCCGGAAGCCAUUGAACUGUGCACCACAACACCACUGAUGAAGGCGAGGACUCAUAGUGGCUGCAAGGUCACCUAUCUGGGCAAAGUCUCUACCACAGGCAUGCAGUUCUUGUCCGGCUGCACUGAGAAGCCAGUCAUUGAGCUCUGGAAGAAACACACACUGGCCCGAGAAGAUGUUUUCCCAGCCAAUGCCCUCUUAGAGAUCCGUCCAUUCCAAGUGUGGCUUCAUCACCUUGACCACAAGGGCGAGGCGACGGUGCACAUGGAUACCUUCCAGGUGGCUCGCAUUGCCUACUGCACAGCUGACCACAACGUGAGCCCUAACAUCUUCGCCUGGGUGUACAGAGAGAUCAAUGAUGACCUGUCUUACCAGAUGGACUGCCAUGCCGUGCAAUGCGAGAGCAAGCUGGAGGCCAAGAAGCUGGCACACGCCAUGAUGGAGGCCUUCAAGAAGACUUUCCACAGUAUGAAGAGUGAUGGGAGGAUCCACAGGAGCAGCUCAUCCGAGGAGGCUUCCCAGGAAUUGGAAUCUGACGAUGGCUGAAGGAACUUAAGGUGUUUCAGAGAAGGCAGCAUUUGGGCAAUGAGUUUCAGAAGAUAGAUGCGUCUGCAAUGAUUCAAAUUUGGUAUGAAAAGACUGCCAGCUUAUGGCUGACCAUGCUUUUUAAAUUCAGAGGAGCAAUUCUAAAUCUAAAGAAAUGUAUCAUUUAAUUAUGUGACAUUGAAAUCUGCUGCUGCUGUGACCAUGAGGAGAGUGGGAGUGUGGAUGGGGAGGAAUGUUCCAGACUCUCGUCUCAUUCCCCCCCUCCUAUUCCAACACUUCCUGGUGGGAGAUCUCCACGCCUAUUUUCACCAUUCUCAGGCAAAUACUCUGUGGCUGUAGUUUGAAGGACGGUUCCAAUCUGCCUUAUGAAACCCAACAGGAAUGUUAGAGGCAUCUCUGUGACCCCC
Acomys russatus (golden spiny mouse) is the source of this 1192-nucleotide messenger RNA. It is a transcript of the gene Pid1, whose product is annotated as phosphotyrosine interaction domain containing 1. The record is from RefSeq and is a predicted model, not a curated record. The transcript has 3 exons. Gene Ontology annotation, cellular component: cytoplasm. Lineage: Eukaryota; Metazoa; Chordata; Mammalia; Rodentia; Muridae. The coding region runs from base 174 to 785 and encodes 203 amino acids. Gene Ontology annotation, biological process: regulation of mitochondrial membrane potential; regulation of cell population proliferation; regulation of reactive oxygen species metabolic process.